Molecule: messenger RNA, 2126 nt
Organism: Anguilla anguilla (European eel)
Lineage: Eukaryota; Metazoa; Chordata; Actinopteri; Anguilliformes; Anguillidae
Product: transmembrane protease serine 9-like
Exons: 12
Coding region: 204-2126 (640 amino acids)
Biological process (GO): proteolysis
Molecular function (GO): serine-type endopeptidase activity
Source: RefSeq, a predicted model, not a curated record
AACCACUUACCCACACUGGGGACUCUGCAAUAUGACAAAGGAUUUGUUUCGUUUUUAAAAAAUGUCAGCGGCUGUACUGAUGAAAACCUCACAGCUGUCCACAGUUUCCUGACCAGCCUCAAUAAAAACACAGCGGCGAAGGGCUGAUCAUUGUGCACAGCAGCGAUCUUCAGUCCAAAACGUUUGAGAUCCUCCCUGACGCCAUGUCUGCACCUCUCCUGACUCCCCUGGUAGUGGGUCUCCUGAUUGCCUUGGCCCGAGCAGCCCAACAGGACUCAGGCAUUGUGAAUGGCAGGGAGGCUCAGCCACACUCCAGACCUUACAUGGUCUCUGUGCAGCAAGGGAACAAGCACAUCUGUGGAGGUUUCCUGGUGUCCAGGUCCUUUGUAAUGACGGCAGGGCAUUGCUGGACAAAAGACGGAAUGACAGUUCUGCUUGGGGCCCAUGACAUUUCUGAGAAACGAAAGUCAAUCAGGGCUGAAGUAGCAGGGUACCGCAUCUACCCUGGGUACAAUGCUUACACACUGGAGAACGACAUCAUGCUGCUGAAGCUCAAGACUGUAGUUCAGAAGACAAAAGAAGUGAAGUGGAUCUCCCUGCCUGAGAAAGACGAAGACAUACAGCCCAAUAAGCUCUGCAGUGUGGCAGGAUGGGGGGCCAUCAAAUCGAAUGGGGCCACAAGCCCACGCCUUCAGGAAGUCAAUGUGAGCGUCGUGGACCGAGCAGAGUGCCAAGAAAGGUGGGGGAAUAAACCGAUCACACCCAGGAUGAUGUGUGCAGGGGGAAGUGCCGACAAAAGAGGAUUCUGCCAGGGAGACUCAGGGGGUCCACUGGUGUGCAGUGGACUAGCAGUGGGAAUCGUUUCCUUCAACUAUAAUAAAAAUUGCACCUACCCAAAUCGGCCCAACGUUUAUACUCAGAUCUCAAAGUUCGUGCCCUGGGUUAAGAAGUACAUCAACAACACUUCUUUGUCUUUCUUGAAACCCCUCAACAUCACCACCAGUGAGGGAGCUACCCUGGAUCAGGGGGAUCCACUGCACUUCUUUGCUCUUCUGAACUGCAGUCUUGAGCUGAUCCAGAAACAGAGCCAAUCAGAGUCCUUGCCCGGCACACAAGUCAGGAACAGAGCCAAUCAGAGUCCUCGCCCGGCAUACGAGUCAGAAGCAGAGCCAAUCAGAGUCCUCGCCCGGCACGAGUCAGAAACAGAGCCAAUCAGAGUCCUCGCCCAGCACAUGAGUCAGAAACAGAGCCAAUCAGAGUCCUCGCCCGGCACACGACACAGCGGCGAAGGGCUGCUGAUCGUGCACAGCAGCGAUCUUCAGUCCAAAACGUUUGAGAUCCUCCCUGACGCCAUGUCUGCACCUCUCCUGACUCCCCUGGUAGUGGGUCUCCUGAUUGCCUUGGCACAAGCAGCUUCCUUUGGUGUGGAGAUUAUCAAUGGGCAUAUCGCAAAGAAGGGCUCCAUGCAGUACAUGGCGUCUGUGCAGAAAGAUGGGAAGCAUAGAUGCGGAGGAUUCCUGAUAUCUCCCGAGUUUGUGCUCACAGCAGCACACUGUGACCAUGGAGAAAACAUGAGUGUGGUUCUCGGCACCCAUAACAUCACAGAGGGAAAUAAGAAUAUUCAGAGAUUCACUGUGAAGAGCAGAAUAAAGCACCAAAAAUACAAAGAAGUGAUUUUGGGCAAUGACAUCAUGCUGCUGAAGCUAUCAAAAAAAGUUAAAUCAGGCAAAAAUGCAAAGGGUGUGAAAAUUCCGACCAAGGAUAAACCCAUUGGUCCGAACACAAAGUGCAUCGUGGCUGGCUGGGGCUCAACCGGGACUCAAGGCUCCGUCACCGACCUUCGCGUUGUUAGCGUGUCCACCAUUGACCUUGGCAUCUGCAGGGGACAGUGGAACAUCGUCGAAGAAAAACUGCCAGCGAAUAUAAUCUGCGCUGGAGGGUACAAGACUGAAAGUGGGGCGUGCCAGGGAGACUCAGGGGGUCCACUGGUGUGCAGUGGACUAGCAGUGGGAAUCGUUUCCUUCAACUAUAAAAAAAAUUGCGCCUACCCAAAUCUGCCCAACGUUUAUACUCAGAUCUCAAAGUUCUUGCCCUGGAUCAAGAAGUACAUCAAAAACAUUCCUUAG